Molecule: messenger RNA, 1518 nt
Organism: Centropristis striata (black sea bass)
Lineage: Eukaryota; Metazoa; Chordata; Actinopteri; Perciformes; Serranidae
Gene: sult1st6
Product: sulfotransferase family 1, cytosolic sulfotransferase 6
Exons: 7
Coding region: 396-1325 (309 amino acids)
Biological process (GO): sulfation
Cellular component (GO): cytoplasm
Molecular function (GO): sulfotransferase activity
Source: RefSeq, a predicted model, not a curated record
AAGCACUCAGACAGCCAGGUUAUAAAGAUAGAAAGAGGAAAAGCAUCUUAGAGGGACUGCAGCACUUAGGCUUUAACUGGGAGUUCAGAUGGGAUUGUUUUUUCAGAUACUGGGUGAGGCCAGAAGAAAUCAAGAGGAAACCAAUAAAUUCCUGGGCAACAGAUAAGGACAAAGGAAGAGAUCAUGACAGUACCGUGACAAGGAUGUUAUAUUUGCAAACAAGUGGAGUUUAUGGUGUACACAUGCAAAUCAACCGUGAAUUACAAAAGAGCCAGCUGAGAGAGGAGCUGCUGGAGAAAGGACCACCCUCCACUCCCACAGUUCUGCCUGGGACAUUUACAAAGUCACAUUUUGGCUUCUGGUUCUUGGUUUUCUCGACUUAACUUUUAUCAGACAUGUCGGAGGGGAAAGGAUUAUCCUACAGUGAAGCCAUCGAGCAGGCGAAGGGCACAUUAUAUCGCUUCCCUCUCAUCCCGGUCAGAGGAAUUCCUCUCAUGAACCACAUCGCUAACAACUGGGACUCCGUCUGGGAUUUCCGUCCUGACCCCUCAGACCUCCUCAUCGCCACCUACCCCAAAGCAGGGACCACAUGGACCCAGGAGAUAGUUGACCUGCUCCUUCACAAUGGAGAUGCUGAGGCCUGCAAACGAGCCCCGACACCGGUCCGCAGCCCUUUCCUAGAGAUCUUCUCCCCACCACCCAUUGCCUCAGGCCUUGAUCUUCUGAAGAACAUGGACCCUCCAAGAAUGAUCAAGACACAUCUUCCUAUUCAGUUGGUGCCUCCUGCAUUUUGGGAAAACAAGUGCAAGGUUAUCUACGUGGCACGCAACGCCAAAGACAACCUGGUGAGCUACUACCACUUUGAUUGCAUGAACAAAACGCAGCCUGAGCCAGGACCCUGGGACGGCUACAUAAGGAAGUUCAUGCAAGGAGAGUUGGCUUGGGGCUCCUGGUACGACCAUGUGAAAGGUUACUGGAAGGAGAGAGAGAAGAAGAACAUACUUUACCUUUUCUAUGAGGACAUGAAGGAGAAUCCUCGGCGUGAAGUGGAGCGAAUCAUGAGGUACCUGGAGCUGUCCGUCUCUGACGAGGUCAUCAGCCGAAUCGUGGAGCUCACGUCCUUUGAGAAAAUGAAGGAGAACCCGAUGGCCAACUACUCCUGCAUCCCAGCACCUGUUUUUGAUCAAUCUAUCUCCCUGUUCAUGAGAAAAGGUGAAGUAGGUGACUGGAGAAACCAUUUCACACCGGAGCAAUCGAAGAUGUUUGAUGAAGAUUAUGAAGAGCAAAUGAAGAAAGUUAACAUACCAUUCAGGACCCGCAUCUAAAGGAUUUAUGUUUUUUGUUGCAGCUUUGCAAAACAAAGGCCGGUGAAAUGACACUGUGAGGCACAAAUACUGUCCCAAAAUCUGACACAAGCUAAACUAGAAAUGACAAAAAAUGAAUUUGUUUGAUGUUAAACACUGUCGUCACUGUGCCUCCUGAUGUGGAGGAAUGCUUAAAAGAUCAAUAAAAAUGUGC